AACGAGUAGUGUAAAAAAAAUUGACAUUUUUAUUUUGCAAUUUUCACGAGAAUAAAGAAAAAAUAGAUUGAAUUUGAAAAAGAAAACCGAGAAACAAGAAAAGCGUUUCCACUGAACCGAACACCACAGAACAAAGUAAAGAACAAAAAGAAAAAUCCAAACUAAAUCACACUAUUCUCUAAACUAGAUCCAACAAAGAAAACCCAAAAUCCAACUUAAUGAAUAAGAAAAUUCUUUGCUUAUUUCCAAAUCAUAUUUGCUAGUAGUGCUAAACGUAAAAGACCAAAAACAAAAAAUAAUCCCAACCCAAAAUCUGUGUAACUAUGAGUGUGAUUGGUAAACCACAACAGGUCAGCUCUCUGCAAUCGGGAGCAGGAACCAGCUCACUUGAGCCCAGUCCACUUUCACCAGAAAGGAUCAUCAGUCCAGACGAUGUCCUUCGAUUGAAUAAAAUCACAGAAGACUAUCUCUGCACACCGGAUGCCAAUAUUUACGAAAUAGAUUUUACACGUUUCAAAAUACGCGAUCUGGAGAGCGGUGCCGUCCUCUUUGAGAUAGCCAAACCACCUAGCGAACAAUUUCCCGAAGGAUCCAUCGAGGAAGCUACAUUGGCAACAGAAGAGCUGUCGCUUUUAGAUGAUCCAGUUGAUCCGAAUGCUGGACGUUAUGUUCGUUAUCAAUUUACACCUGCGUUUCUGAACUUGAAAACUGUUGGAGCAACGGUCGAAUUCACCGUUGGAAGCAAGCCUGUGAAUAGGUUUCGAAUGAUUGAGAGGCACUUCUUUCGAGAUCGCAUACUUAAGACUUUUGACUUUGAAUUUGGUUAUUGUAUACCAUAUUCAAAGAAUACAUGCGAGCACAUCUAUGAGUUUCCUAACUUGCCCCCCGAAUUAAUCGCUGAAAUGAUUGCUAGUCCCUUUGACACUCGUUCUGAUAGUUUUUAUUUUGUCGAAGAUAGCUUAAUUAUGCACAAUAAAGCAGACUACGCGUACGAUGGUGGUUUAGUUGUUUAAAAGUUAAUAUCUAAACAAACAAAACACACAAAAAAAUUAAUUUAUUUUAAUAUUUUUGUUUUGAAACAAACAAAGAAAAAAACAAAAUCAAAGUACGAGUAUCAAAAAUAUAUCUGUGUAUACUGUUCUUCAAUAUUUAUUAUCUUUAAACAAAUAAUAAUGAUUAUUAAAUUGAUUGAUCUCUUUUUUGGCUAAUUGUUCAUAACAAAAUACAAACAAACAACAAAUUAAAUAAUAUUAUGCCUCUUUUUAAAAACAAAAAUCACCCUUGCCUUAGACUGCUAUUUAAUAAGAUUUAUUUUCUGUUAAUUUAUUUAUUUAUUUAAUAUUUAUUUAUUUUUUACAAUGUAAUACAAAACAAGACAAAAUUGUUCAUACAUUUUACAUACCACGUACAAUAUUAUUAAUUAUUAUUAAUAUAACAAACAAUAAUAUUACAAUUUUGUUUGCAUUCCACAUUAUUGUGUUUUUUUUUUAUAUACAAUUAAUUAUAAAUAGUUAUUGUUGUUUAAAACAUCAGUAUAAAUAUUAGUUCGAAAACGAUUUUAAGAGUAAAUUACAAAAGAACAAAAUUAAGUCAAAACAAGGUAAAUUUUAGGUGCAAAUUGUAUAAAUCAUUGAAGUUGCUUUUCUAUUUCAUUUAACCUCAAAGUUUAAAAAUACUAUAGGUUUGUGGGUAAUGUUAUGAUUGUACAUUGUUUUUAAAGGCACUAUCAAUCGAAUGGUGCCUUAGAACGACAUUGACAGUGAGGUUUUUACAAGCAUUAAGAAAAAAUAGGGAAGUGUUAAAAAAGAGCUUUCGUAUGACAGAGUAAAAUAAAGCGUGGUUCGGUAUUCCACAUUCACAUAGGGUGGUUAAAGAACGAAUCUCUAUGCUUUAAAAUGCUUCCGAAUUCGGGAUCCCAGGCAUUCCCAAGGGCGUUGUUAGAAGUGCUAGUGUUACGGUUGAUCUUUUUAGGAGGAGAAAUAAAGGUAAAAAAUAGAGAGGCAAAACAAAUCAGGGGGGUCAUUCCGUAAAACGAUAAUCGUUAGACGAUAGCGUUUCGACGAUAGUAUCACUUCACGUAAGACGAUAAUAAUAUAUUUCCUCUAUGAGGAAAAUAGGGAAGGAUUUAAAAGGAGAUACCGGUGCACAUUGGUCUUAUAGUUCUGAACAUCAAAAUGGAAGGGAAAAACAGAGUUGGCCAAAGCAUUCCACAUUCUCGAUAUGCUAUUUAAGAAAGAAUCUCUGUAAUUAACAGUACGCCCGAAAUUGAGCUCAAGGGUAAACUGAUGAGCAUUCCUAGAAGUGCGAGUAUUACGGCUGAAUUGUUUAAGGAGUGGAAUGCAACUGGCUAAUUCGACAGAACAUUGUUUGUAAAAAUAUCUAUAAAAUAACGAAAGGCAUGAAACAUUGCGACGGUGUUCUAGCGAUGUAAAUGUUUCGAUUAUAGUUCUGUCGCCUAUCAUUUUUAAAGCGUUAAUGAUAAUCGUUUUGAAAAUUACAGAAUGUCUACUCAGGAUGAUGUCUUUGUCACUAAUCAUUCUAAAAGCUCUUCCUAGAAUAUUGUCCAAAAUCUUUAAGUAAGUUACUAGGGCACCAGCCCAGAGAUAGGAAGGGUGAUAUGUAUUCUCAAGGUAAGGGUCUUACUUACUUACUUACUUAAGGUGGCGCUACAGUCAGGGGCGGACCUGGGCAUCCAACAUGUGUCUUCAGCUAGCUUUCUCCAGUUUCACACGCCAAGUUGGUUGAUGUCUUCUCUCACCUGCGUGCGCCACCUGAGUCGUGGUCUUUCUCUACUGCGCCGUCCCUCUGGAUUGGAUUCGAAGACCUUCUGGGCUGGAGCGCUGAUGUCUAUUCGCUCUACCUGACCCAGCCAUCUAAGUCUUUGUACUUUUAUUCUUUUACCCAGGUCAAUGUCAAAGGAUAGACCGUAUAGUUCGUCGUACGGUCUUUAACUCUCCAUCAAUGCAGACGAGAUCGAAAAUCAACUGAAAAAGGACGUUCUAAGACGUUUUCAUCUUUCUUUGACGAGGUGCAAGCCUCAGCCCCAUAAAUGGGAAAUUAGACCUCAGAGAGAACUUUACUUUUCAAUUGCUUUCUAAGUCCAAAGGAAUAAUGAUUUGUUAUUCUCCAUAUAAUUUCAGCGCUAGUAUCGUUGUCUGAAUUUAUAGCAAUGCCUAGGUAGGCAAAGUCCUUAACUACCUGAAAGUUAUAGCUGUCCAUGGUGACGUUUUGUCCAAGACGUCGUCGUUCAAUGCUAUUUUUUGAUGACAGCAUAUACUUGGAUUUUUCUCUCAUUUACCACUAAACCCAUUUUAUCCGCUUCCUUCGCAAUGCGCAAAAACUCUGCACUGACAUCACGCUUUGAACUUUACAUUUUGUCAAUAUCAUCAGCGUAUCCCAGUAAUUGGAUGGACUUUUGGAAGAUUGUGUCUUUAGUGUUGACGGUUGAGUUUCGCACAAAUCUUUUCAGAAUGAUGUUGAAGAAGUCGCAUAGGAGUAUAUCGCCUUGUUUUUUGACAUCAAAUGCAUCGGUGAGAUCUUUUCCGACCUUAAUAGAUCAGUAUGUGCUCUCCAUCUUCAUUCUGCACAAACAGACAAGUUUGACAGUGAUAAGACAUCGUUCUGUAAAGGUCUUCCCUAUAAAAGCUGUCAUACUUGGCUUUGAAAUCGAUAAAGAGAUGUUGGGUAUCGAUUUGAAGUGCCUGGUUCUUUUUCAAGUUCUGCUUUAAUAUGAAUAUUCGGUCAAUUUUGUUUUUUUGCUUCAUUAAUUGACGACUUCAAAAAUAAAAUUAAAGAAAUGUGUUCAUUGUUUACUGUGUUUUGUGCUUCCAAUUUAUGUUUCACGACAGAAUACUUGCGGAAGGAUCAUCCUAUAUAUUAUAAAACAUCCCAGGAGCUAAUGAAGUUGAUUCUUAGUGGUCUAGCAAAUAAGAGAGUUUUGAAUUGAGAGGCUUCAAUUGUUUAUAAUACUAAGAUCCUUCCACACGUAUUCUGCCUUAAAAUAUAAAUAAGGAGCACAAAACGUGUAUGAAAUUUGUCCUCGGAAUUUUCUACAUCUUCUUAAGUUAGAAAUUUUUAUUUUAUUAACUUGGACUAUAAUUUCCAAAAAAAUUAAUUAAUAAUUUUCUGUUUAAAAUUGAAAAACUUAAAAGAAACUUUAAAAGUAAAAUACUGAUGUUUUAAAUAAUAAUUAAAGAAACCAUUCCCUUUUGAUACAUAUUCUGUACAUUAAGCCUUUGAAAAAUAAUACAAUUAUAAAUACAAAAAUAAAAGUAAAUAAUUACAACAAAAUUAACAGCUAUGCUUUUGUUCUUAAUUUUAUGAUAAAAUAAAAUAACAAAAAAAUAAAAUAAACCAAAAAUACUCUUCAAUAAAAAUUGUAUAUUUCCAUAAACGAAACAAACAUUAUUUAUGUAAUAAAUUUAAAGCACGAAAUAAUUAUAUUUUGUAAAGCAAAUCAUAAAAAAAAGAAUUAAAAAAAAUAUAUUAUUUAUCAUUUUUUUGUUUAAAUAGAAAUAACAUACAAAAUUUAUCAAAAAUAUUUUAAAAAUGAGCUUUUGCUCGGCCACAUUUGAGCACGGGGUUAUACGAUUUUUCAAAAAAAAAAAGAAAAACAAAAAAUUAUAGAUUAAUAAUUCCAUGAGUUUCGUUUCAUCUAAAAAGAAAACAAAAUCACAAACAAACACAUCAAAUUGGAAAAAAAAUAAGAAAUUAAAAGAAUUCUGUCCACAAACACAUCAUUUUUUCUAAUAAUAAAACAAUAAAACUUAGUUUUAUGCUAAAAAUGAUUCUGUAAGUGAAUACUUUUUAAAAAAAUAUACUUAAAAAAUUUAGCAAAAAUAAAAUUUAGCGAAAAUAAAUUUAAAAAAAAAAAACACACUAAGGGACCCGGCACCAAAAAUGAUGCAUAAAGGGUACACCCUGCAGCCCAAGGGUUUGCAGUUUUUAUUUUUAUUUAAAAAAAAAUAGCUAGUUACGUAUUCGGAAUUUGUCGGUUCUUAUUAUGUAAAACGGAAUUGACAAAAAUCUGUAAUAAAUGCACGAUGUGUGAAAAAUUA
Eupeodes corollae is the source of this 5057-nucleotide messenger RNA. It is a transcript of the gene unc-119, whose product is annotated as protein unc-119 homolog. The transcript has 3 exons. Gene Ontology annotation, molecular function: lipid binding. Gene Ontology annotation, biological process: cilium assembly; lipoprotein transport; nervous system development. The record is from RefSeq and is a predicted model, not a curated record. NCBI's taxonomy places the organism in Eukaryota, Metazoa, Arthropoda, Insecta, Diptera, Syrphidae. Gene Ontology annotation, cellular component: cilium. The coding region runs from base 324 to 1013 and encodes 229 amino acids.